AUGGGCGUCAAGCAAAUAUUCACCGAGUCAACAUUCGGCACAUAUAUCACGGCAAUCAGAGAAUCGCCUCGAGAGUUGAUCUCCAACCACAAACUCUUGCUUACUGCAGCGCUCUAUGCCACGAGUGGCAUCCCAAUCACAUGGGACCAAGGCUCUUCAUCAGUCGUGCCCUCUCUUCCGGGCUUCCAGAAUGAUUUUGGCAUUACCUCGGCCACGAAUCCUACCCAGGUUUCCAACUUCAUAUCUUUUGUCUAUAUUGGGGCCGGAAUAGGUGCCGGUCUCUCGUUCUUUCUCAAUGAUCGCAUCGGCCGAAUGUGGGCUUAUCGUCUGUACAUGACCAUCUGGAUCGUCGGACAAAUCAUUGCUACGGUCUCCAUGGGCAAUCUUGGAGUAUUGUACUUCGCCCGUAUAGUCUCAGGUCUGGGCAUUGGCGCACUCACUGUCACCGGGCCGGUGAGCAUUGUUGAGAUCGCCCCGACGGAGAUCCGGGGCCUGUUGGCAGUUUGGUUCAGCGUUGCGAUGCUGCUCUCCUUGACUGUGUCGGUCUUUACUGUCUAUGCCAGCUUUCUUCACGUGGCAAUCGGUCGGAUGCAAUAUCAAGUCGUCUUUUUUGCUCCGACUAUUGUCAUGGCGCUCUUCAUCAUGGCAAGUUUCUUGCUUUACGAGAGUCCUCGUUGGCUAUUCAUUGCCAGACGUGAAAAGGAGGCAACCCAAAAUUUGGUGGCUCUUCGAGGAUUGCCCAUCCAUCACCCUCGGGUAGCCCGUGAGGUUGAAGACAUCAAAGAACAGAUCGUCAAGGAGGAAGAGAAAUUCGGACGCAACCCCAGCUUUGUCGUCCUGAUAAAGGAUGCUUUUUUGGUCCCCUCGAACCUUCGACGUGUCCAACAGUCUGUUCUCUCUUAUGCGCUUGCGCAGUUAUCUGGAGCUAACAGCGUGACGUCUUACUUGGUUCCCAUUCUCAGUAUGCUUGGGCUCGGUGGCGGCACUGAUCGCAGCUUGUUCCUUAGCGGCAUGUAUAGUAUGGCGAAGUUCUUUUUCACUCUGAUCGCUAGCUUCUUCUUUAUCGAUGCACUCGGACGCCGUCGCAGCUUGUUCACAGGCAUCACCAUUCAGAUGAUUUCUGAUCUAUACAUUGGUAUCUUCAUCAAAUAUCGACAGGAGGGCUCAGUUGCGCCCGGCUCAAGUCAGGCUGCCAUCGCGGCUAUAUUUAUCCACGGUUUUGGAUACGCUGUUGGUGAGUAG
Colletotrichum spaethianum is the source of this 1242-nucleotide messenger RNA. Its product is annotated as quinate permease. NCBI's taxonomy places the organism in Eukaryota, Fungi, Ascomycota, Sordariomycetes, Glomerellales, Glomerellaceae. Gene Ontology annotation, cellular component: membrane. Bases 1 to 1242 code for a protein of 413 amino acids. The transcript is spliced from 2 exons. Gene Ontology annotation, biological process: transmembrane transport; carbohydrate transport. The record is from RefSeq and is a predicted model, not a curated record. Gene Ontology annotation, molecular function: carbohydrate:proton symporter activity.